Messenger RNA from Astyanax mexicanus (Mexican tetra), 8746 nucleotides. RefSeq names its product family with sequence similarity 114 member A1 (gene fam114a1). NCBI's taxonomy places the organism in Eukaryota, Metazoa, Chordata, Actinopteri, Characiformes, Acestrorhamphidae. The transcript has 13 exons. The record is from RefSeq and is a predicted model, not a curated record. The coding region runs from base 102 to 1859 and encodes 585 amino acids.
UGGGUGACGUCACGGUUCGUUCGCGGCACGUGGUCCGCUGCCGACGUGGCUCGCGCCUGGGCGGAAAGAGCAACAGCGCUGCGAGAGCGACACCGAACACCAUGUCACAAGAGGACGUAGCGGCAGAAGUGGGAGACACGUCCACACAUCCCGACCCUCCUCUCUUCGAGACGUCUUCAGAUAAACAGACCCCCAAAUCUGCACCUGAAACUAAUACAGAUGAGCCACCAUCUGCUCCCCCGCUGUCACUGGCCGCACCAGAGCCAGAAGCAACCGGUGAAGAUGUGGAGAAGCAUGAUUUAGCCACUCAGCCUGAAGAUCCUACACAGGGCCAGUCAGCAGAAAGCACCGGGGAUCACAUGAUGGAAUGUGGCGAAUCAGUGAGCUUGGAGCCAGAUGUUCCUGCUGAAGCUGAGGAAGAGACCUCAGACUCGCAGUCUAAAGGUUGGGGUGGAUGGAGCUCCUGGGGCAAAUCUUUACUGACCAGCGCCACAUCUACAGUAGGUCAGGGGUUAAACACGGUGCGGGAGAAAGCGGGCGUGGCCUUGCGGAUCCGUCAGCCGUCUUCAUGCGAAGAAGCUCUGGAUGCUGAAGAACUUCAAGAGGCGGAGUCCACAGAACCGGAUCAGACUGAUCAGAUGGACGAAUCAGAAGCCCAGUCUAGUGAUGCACACAAAGGAGUGCUGUCCACCAUCACCAGCGCCGUGCAGAACACUGGUAAGUCUGUCCUGACUGGAGGCCUGGAUGCACUGGAGUUCAUUGGGAAGAAGACGAUGAUCGUGUUGGCAGAGAGUGACCCUGGCUUUAAGAAGACCAAAACACUCAUGCAGAGAACUGUCUCCCUCUCCCAGAUGCUGAAGGAAGCCAAAGAGAAGGAGCGUGAGAAGCUGAGCAGUCAGAUGGUAUCAGAACCCACGGCUCACUACAGCAUCCUGUUUGAUGAUUACCAAGGUCUGUCCCACCUGGAAGCGCUGGAGAUACUGUCCAACGAGAGCGAGGGGAGGGUUCAGGCCGCUCUCGCCUCCUUGGAGGAAGAGCAGUUGGAGCUUGUGAAGAAGGAGCUGAUUGCGAUUAAGGACAUCUUCAUCGCCAGGGAGGAAGAGGAGGAUGAAACGGGUGCAGAAGAAAACGGUGAUCUUUAUUCCCAAAUUCGCUCUUUCAGCCCUCUCCCUGCUGACGGAGAAGAGUUUGUCAGCGUUCUCACUGAGCUGCUCUUUGAGCUACACGUUGCUGCUACACCAGACAAGCUGAACAAGGCACGCGUGAAGGCCUACGAUUGGGUGAAAGAGGUGGAGGAGCCCAUCUCUGCAGACGUUACUAAGGAGGCAACCGAGGAAGCGAGUGAAGAUGGCUCUGCCCCUUCCCUCACCCCGGGACGAGAAGAAGAAAAAGGAGACGAGAACAAAGCGAGUGAGAAAGAACUGGAGAAGGAAAAGGCAGAAACCAGGCCCACUAACAAACUGGAGAGUGUGUUUCUGUCCUCAGUAGGCAGUCUUGCAGAGGUGACGGCUCGUAGUAUCGAGCAGCUCCAUAAAGUGGCUGAGCUGAUUCUGCAUGGACAGGAAGUGGAGAAGCCAGCAGUCCAGCAGGCCAAAAUACUCUCCAGGUUGACCUGUGCUAUGUGUAAGGAGGUGGGCUGUCUAGCGCGCAGGUUCUCCGAUACACUUCUGAGUGCAGGGAGUCAGAAAAAAGCCGAAGAAUUGAACCCCAUGGUGAACAGCGUGAUGCUUGAGGGCUCCAACAGCACUACAUACAUCCAGAACGCUUUCCAGCUGCUGCUUCCUGUUCUACAAAUCUCCCACCUCCAGAACAGCAGAACCCCGGCUGAAUCAGAACCAGUAACACCUUCCACAGACUAAACUCAUCCUGUAUCCUGUAUGUGUGUUAUGUUUGUAACUAUAUAUUUGUGUAUGUAUGUGUGUGUGUGUUUGUAUAAUGUGUUAAUAUAUAUAUGUAUAUGUGUGUGUGUGUGUAUGUAUGUUGCUUUUCUCUCUAAUCUUCUGCCAAAAGUGCAUUUUGCUGCAAGGCUGAACACGUGCCUGAACACAUGCAUGUAUAGCAGAGCAGUAUAUAUAUAUAUAUAUAUAUAUAUAUAUAUAUAUAUAUACACAUGCCUACGAGAAAUAAUUUAGAAAAUAACACUGAUUAUAAUUUAUUUAGGAGGAUUCGUUAGUGUGCCAAUCCUGAUAAUAUUAGCUUUAAAUGUUUUCUCUUACUGUGCGAAGAAAUGCAAACACUAGUGACUGAUUGUAUUAUAUUAUAGUGUAACAAAUAUUUUGAGCUUUUCUUUACUUUGCCAUAUUUUUCGCACUAUAAGGCGCAGUGGAUUAGCUAAAUAAACAUCUAUUUUCUGGUCUAAUUUUAUACAUAAGGCGCACCGGAUUAUAAGGCAUAUUAUGUGACACUAGUAAGGUACAGGGGUGUCGCCAUGUUUUCUUUUUAAUAUAGCAGGUCUCGCUGCUGGGGGAAAAAAAUGCUGGAUGUUAAUCUACACAGAUUUCUGUCUUGAAAACUGUUUAUUUGGGUGAGUAAAGCGCUUCAGUUUAUUUACAGUAAGCUUAGAUUUCCAGAUUUCCACCAAGGCUGGGUGCAGCAGCAUUAGCAUUAGCUGCUAACCGCUAGUGCUAGUGGGACGAUAAUGUCGACUGUCAGCCCUACAUUGAGGAACCCUGAGUGUUCCAGUAAGCCAGGGCGAUAUCAGCUUGUUUUAACAUAGUAAACACGCAGGCGGCAGUCCGAUAUAAUCUUAUGCACGGUUAGCGGCUAAUGCUAAUACUGCUCCAGUCUCAGUGCUGGAUAACUAAACUAGAGUGGCUUUACUGCUCCUUAAUACCUGACUGGUAAAAUUUAGAGUUUAAGGCACACUGACGAUUUUUGGGAAAAUGAAAGGAUUUUAACUGCGCCUAAUAGUGCAAAAAAUACAAUAUAAUUCCUUUAAAGCCUCAGACCAAAUAUGAAAUUCACUCUUCAUCAAAAAAUAAUUAAGAUCCAUAUCCAUAUCCAUAUUUGAUGCCAUGUAUCAGUAAUUUAUCACAAAGGAAAACGAUAGAAUACAUUGCGAUAUCAAUAUUUUGCCACACCACUAAAUAAAAAUCAAGCUUAGGUCAGUGUUUCUCAAUUUUGCAUUGAAUAAUUCACGUUGGAUUUUGCUCACAAUGUGAUGUAACAGUGAUGUCGAUUCAUCCUUAGGAAAAGUUAGAUUUAAUAGUUUGAUUUAAUGAACAGUCAAUGCAGUAAAGCAUAGUAGUUUUAUAUCGUCGUUCUUUGACCUAGUAAAGUAUAAACAGAAAAGCAACUUCUCAGGAAAAGGACAUUAAAAAAAACGUCCAAACUUUUAAUGGACGUCAAUGUAAAAAAGAUUUUAGAUUUUGAAAUAAAAAAAAAAUCAUUUUAAAGUAUUCCUGUUGGCCAGUCCAUCAAAACUACUCAAGUCACAUGAAACCAGUUUCAAUUAGCCUUUAGACAAGUUCUACAUAAACGCUGGGCUAAAUUUAACCUCCCCGCCGCCUAUAACUCCAGUCCCGCCUGCAGUGCACUACAGAGAAUCAAUUGCUUCAUAAAUCUGACCCGGGCAGAAAUGAAACCAGUUCAAUGAAUGCUACAUCUGCAUGAUGUGUCGCUCAGUUUGAUGGAAAGCCAAAGCUCCGGCAGACUCAUAAACGUUUAUGCUGAUUGAAUAAGGAUUUAAAGCUGGAAGCAAACAUCUGAGAAUUGCUCUUUGGCAUUUGGGGCUGCUCUCAUUUGUGAAAUUGAAUUCUGAUUGGGACUUGGGCUAGUUUGAUUGGCUGCGCAGUCACAGAGCAAAGCAUGGUACGGCUUUCAUGUUGCAUUGCUUUAAAACCAAAGAACCUUAGGUUGAUUUAUCAGAUUAGCACUAUUGUGAAUGAUUUUGUUCUGUUUUAGGUCCUAUUAAACUGUUUAUAUUGACACUAAUGUACCGGAUUUUUCGCACUAUAAGGCGCACUAUCAAAAAUAUUCUUUUUUUUUGGUCUCUGUUCAUACAUAAGGCGCAUCGGAUACAGCAGAGACCUGUAAAGCUAAGCUAGCUAAACACAAAAAAAACAUUUUCUAUUGAAAUCAAUGAGCACUGGAUGUUAAUCUACACAGAUUUCUUUCCUGAAAACGGUUUAUUUGGGUGAGUUUUCAAGAUUUUCACAAAGGCUAGCCGCGGUUAGCUGCUAAUGCAGUGUUCUGGUAAGCCAGAAUGAUAUUAGCUAGCGGUUCUUUCCACGUAGCUUGUUUUAACACGGUAAACAUGCAGGCUACAGGCUGAUAAUACUCACCUCUGAACAAGGAAAAAGCUAGCGCUUAGCGCGGUUAACAGCUAAUGCUAAUGCUGCUCCAGUCUUGAUGCUGAAGAACUAAACUGAACCUCCUAAAUAAAGCUGUAUUCAAGCAGAGAGGCUUUACUGCUCUUUACAACCUGACUGGUAAAAUUCAUACAUAAGGAGCACCAGAUUCUAAGGUGCACUGACGAUUUUUGUAAAAUUUAAGUUUUUGGAUUUUAAGUGCACCUUGUAGUGCAAAAAAAUAUGUUACUUAAAAAUACAGUAAGAGUGAGGAACAGAAGGUUUAUUUGUUUCAGUAAUUAAUCAUAAAACACUAUUGAGAAUGUUUUGGUAUGCAUUUGCUUUAGUGCAUGUCGUGGAGUCCCACAGGGUUCUACUUUAGGGCCCAUAAAACUGAUGUUUACUAUAACAAUAAUGUAUUUGUAAGAGCUUGUGUCUGCCCUCACUUAAAUAAUUAUACAUUCUAAUUGUGACUUGGGCUACUUUGGUUGGCUGUGCCGUCACAGAGCAAACCAUGGUAUGGCCGGUAUGUUGCAUUGUUUUAAAACAAAGAAUGUUAUGUUUAUUUUAAUAGUUUUAAACACUAUUGGCAAUUAUUUGGUAUCCGUUUGCUUUAAUAUAGGUGGAGCACCACAGGGUUCUAUUUUAGGCCCUAUCAAACUGUUCAUCAUGACACUAACACUAACUGUUGUUGCGUCUUAAACCAAAUAAUGUUAGGUUUAUUUUUAAAUUUUAAACACUAUCAUCGAUUAUUUGGUAUCAGUUUGCUUUAAUAUAGGUUGAGUCCCAUAGGGUUCUAUUUUAGGCCCUAUCAAACUGUUUAUCAUGACACUAACACUAUCUAACAGUUCUUGCAUCUUAGAAAAUAAUCAUUAUUACUAUACAGACACUAUUAUAUUAUACGAUUUAUUAUUGAUUUGGUUUAGAAUAUCUUAUGGAAUCCCACAGGGUUCUAUUUUAGGGCCUAUGAAACUGUUUGCUGCUGCCCUUACUCACCUACCUUAGGAUUAUGUUUCGGUUAUUCAUUAUUAAUGCAGAAACUUGUGAUUAUUAUUUGGUAUCCGUUUGCUUAAGCAUAUCUUGUGGAGUCCCACAGGGUUCUAUCUUAGGGUCUAUGAAACUAAUGUUAAUCAUGACACUAAUCUACUUACAUAUAAGAGUAAAGAACUGAGGUGUGGGUUUACAUGCAAGGUCGAAGAGAUGAUCCAUCUAUCGCUAUCUAACGUGUUUUGCUGAUGCUUCAGUUUACAACGAUAUGUGGCAUUAAUUUUAGGGAGAUAGAUCUGCAGAUCUGCAUCUCUUUUUUAUGUGUUUACAAACAUUGAAGGACAUAAAACGUAAGAUGUGUUUAAAUUAUUCGCUAAAAGAGCUAGAAUCAUUUUUGCCAGUGUGUAUUCUUGUGUGUUGAAGUAAGAAACAAUGCAUUACUCAAUCUCAAUAUGCUGCAUUAGUGCAAUAGGGUCGAUUACCACAGAAUGUCAGUUUGUAAAGUUGAUUUAAGAACAGAAACUCUAUAGAGUUAAAAAAAAAACACUCUAAUAGGAGGUAAUGAGCAUAUGCUAAGAGCUGCACUAUCUCCCCUUAAAGGGGCACUAAACCCCCAUGAUUGAGCUGACUCCACCCUUUAGAAAAAGUCUUAAAAAAAUGGGAGAAGUAUUUUAGGAGAAGCACUGGAUGAUGUAUGGGUUUAGGUGAUGGUUGAGUGUCACGAGCAGGGCGGUAUUAUUGAUAAAUUGAUUUGCAUAUUGUGAUGUGUCCAUCAUCCUCCCUACAGCACUGUUCUGAAAAAAAAAACUUAAUUUUUAAUUUUAAAAUUAAAUUGUUUUUUUUUGAAGGUUAGGAAAUAGAAAAUUUAUAUAUUGUGUAUUUCACAACUUCAGAAGAAUACAUUUCAGCUAUUAAUGGAAAAAUAUAUAUAUGCUCUUUAAGACCUUUUUAAUGGCAGGUUUAAUGGUUUUCACACAGCAGAUUCCAAUUGCAUGCAGCGUUUGCUCAUUUACUGUAAUGUGGUCAUGGUUCUGGUACUACUACUCUGGUACUACUACAUGAUAUAUACUUAGCCAAGUUUAGCAAAGUUAAAAAAAUAAAGUUUUUAAAAUCUUAAUUUAUUACUGUACUCAACAUUUCUGCAAAUAUGUAAUAUUUUAUUGUAUCUUUUUAUGGGACAACCCUGGCGAGGCCAUUUCCGAGCUGUACUUUAGUUUGAGAAUGUUAGCAAACUUAUAUUUCCUCUAUAUUCUCAGAGAGUUGUUUGCCAUGAGGUGCCAUAUUGAUUAUCCAGUGGCCAGUAUGAGAGAACUGUACCCAAAACACCAAAUGUAACAGUCCUACUCUCUAUUCACACCUGUGACCUUGUUACUCUAACGAUUCAUAUAACACCAGGAAGGAACAACGGCACAAUUGGAGACUAAAUUUGUAGUGACUGGGAGAUUUGUAUUGCACCUUUUUUGGUCGCACACCACAUUUUUAUUUUUUUUUUGUGUAACACUGCAAUGCAUUUUCUCAUCAAUCACUAAAACUUACUAGGAUAUUUGAACUUUUGCACCAAUUUUCUAUUCAUAAUACUGCUAAACUGAUAUUACAAACUUUUUUUUUUACUCUAUCCAAUUGGAACAAUAGUAUCUAACAACAGAGUACAACACUUCUGACACCAAUUUUGUACCAUUUAAAAUCGAUAAGAGUUUUUUAAACAAUCAAUACAGUAUUGCAAAACUAAAUAUUGCGAUACUUUGAUAUAUUGAUAUUUUAUAACACUCCUGAAAAGCUAAAAAGGUGAAAGAUGUUUUGUUUUUGGACAGUUAGGCUUGCUGUUAUAGGGCUGAUGAUUUUAUUUGAAUAUUACAGUAUUUCAGAUUCCUUCAUUGUAAGAUUGAUUCUGUGCGUUUCGCCGAGGACGUGUAAAAAUAGCACAGUGGUAAGCAGAGCAUGAACAGCGCCGCAGGGAAUUUAUUAAUAGGGCUGCGUUUCCGUGCCGCAGACGCUGCUGCGCUGUUCCCUGUGAGGUUUAUGGAUCAGGCCUAAUUGGUUCUCUGUUCUUUAUGCUGUAGAGUGAAAUGACUGUCUGUGGUAAUUGACUGUAUAAAAACUAAUGCAGCUUAUAGAGACUAGGUUUAAAGAUCAUAUUGCUUUGGCUGCUUCUAUAUAUUCUUUACCUUGGUGGUAACAUUCCAGGUAUACCACAGAACACAUAGGGUCAAAGGGUUUCAUUAUUAUCCAGUGGAAAAACAUGUAUCUCCAAAACAGUAGUUUUACAGGCGAGAGAUAAAACUUUUUAAACUUUCAGUGGAAGUCAGUGUAAAAGAGUUUAUUUCAGCUCAUUUUGGAGGAUUUCUAUUGGUUAAUUCAUCAAGAACUUUUUUCCUUCAAAGCUUUCAUUGUGGCAAGCUGCUUUGGGCUUUAGCUAAUUAUACAGCUCUGGAAAAAAAUAUAAGGGAGCACUUCAGUUUCUGAAUUAGUUUAUCUGAUUUUGCUAUUUAUAGGUAAAAGUUUUAGUAAAAUGAACAUUGUUGAUUUAUUCUAUAAACUACGUUAAACAACAUUUCUCCCAAAUUCCAAAUACAAAUAUUGUCAUUUAGAGCAUUUAUUUGCAGAAAAUGAGAAAUGGCUUAAAUAACAAAAUGAGAAGAACAAGAUGCAGAGCUUUCAGACCUUAAAUAAUGCAAAAACAAACAAAAAAAAAACAAGUUCACAUUCAUAAAGUCUUAGGAGUCCAGAAAUCAAUAUUUGGUGGAAUAAUCCUGGUUUUUAAUCACAGUUUUCUUUAUGCGUCAUGUUCUUCUCCACCAGUCUUACACACUGCUUUUGGAUAACUCUAUGCCUGCACUCCUGGUGUAAAAAUUCAAGCAGUUCAGUUUGGUUUGAUGAUCAGCUUGUGAUCAUCCAUCUCUUGAUUGUAUUAGAGAGGUUUUCAAUUUGGUAAAAUCAAAGAAUCUCAUCAUUUUUUCCCAGAGCUGUAUAUGUAAAUAGAUAAAGUUAUUAAAUACAAUUAUAUGUACUAUUCAGAUGUUAGCAAAGUAGUAAUGCACCUAAUGUUCUGUCAGGAAAAAAAAACUUUUAGACUAAUAGAAUAACUUAUACUGAACAAUAUUGUGCUUUCUUGGUGUGUCUGCUUGGAUGUUAAAAACUCCUAUAUUUUAUUAUGGACUGUAUAAUUUAUGCAAUGGAGAAAAAGUGCCAAAAUCUAAUGAAAACCUGUGAAAAAUGUGUUUAUUAUUCGAUAUUCUGCCGUUGGACAGAAAUCUCAUUUUGCUGUAUCUCUAUUGUUAAGCUUGACCAAAUAAAUCUAAUUCUAUUCUAUUGUGCACUAUUAUACAAAAGGGAAAACACCAAAGUGCUUUAAAUAAAGAUGUAAACGUAAUAACUUAACCCAUAUGAGCUGCUGUAACUGAUAUCUGUCUAUCUGCCUUAAUGAGGACCAUUCAUGCCUUUCACAAUAAUAAAAACAAUAAUAAAAUAAA